AACCGCAGCCAACCUCGAUCAACUCAUUCAUCUUGACCAAGUUCACAAGCACACCUCCAGGCUCCAACCUCCACAACAAUGGCCACCAAGGUCUUCAUUCCCCGUGUCGAGAGCCUUGCAAACAGUGGUCUAGACGAAAUUCCCCCCGAGUACGUGCGCCUUGAGUCCGAGCGAGACGACCGUCUCGGCGACGCCAUCGAAGAAGAGAAAAAAUCAGACGAAGGUCCCCAGAUACCGACCAUUGACAUCAAAGGGCUCGAUAGUGACAAUGAGGCUGUGCGCAAGCGGUGCGUCGAGCAUCUGCUCGACGCCGCUGUGAACUGGGGAGUCAUGCACAUUGUUGGACAUGGGAUUCCGGCGGAGCUCAUUGACAAGCUCCGUGAGGUUGGGACACGGUUCUUUGAUUUGCCGGUCGAGGAGAAGGAGAAGUACGCAAAUGAUCAGCCCUCUGGGAUGAUACAAGGGUAUGGUAGCAAGCUCGCUAACAGUGCUUCUGGGCGUCUUGAGUGGAUGGACUACUUCUUUCACCUUAUGUUUCCUGAGAAUCAGACUGAUUUGUCCAUUUGGCCUCAUUAUCCUUCCGAUUAUGUUGAAGUGACAAAAGAAUUUGGCAAAGAGCUCCGGGUGAUGGCGACAAAGAUAUUCACUCUCCUCUCCCUCGGUCUCGGUCUCCCGGCCGAGAAGCUGGAGACCGAAGCCGGCGGCAUGGAGAACAUCCUGUUCCAAAUGAAAAUAAACUACUACCCCAAGUGUCCCCAACCCAACCUCGCCCUCGGCGUUGAAGCCCACACAGACGUCAGCCAUCUCACCUUCAUCUUCCACAACAACAUCCCCGGCCUCCAGGUCUACUACGACGGCAAGUGGGUCACGGCCAAGAACGUGUCGGACUCCAUCAUCGUCCACAUUGGUGAUUCGCUCGAGAUCCUCAGCAACGGCCUGUUCAAGAGCGUACUCCAUCGUGGGCUUGUUAAUAAGGAGAAGGUGAGGAUCUCUUGGACUAUCUUUGCUGAGCCACACAAGGACAACGUGCUGCUGCGCCCGUUACCGGAGCUUGUAAGCGAUGCCUCCCCGCCCAAGUUCGGGCCACGCACGUUCGCGCAGCAUGUGCGGCAGAAGCUCUUCAAGAUAAAGGAUGAUGAAUCAUCUCCUCCUGCUGCUGCUGCUGCUGAUGCUGCUGCUAAGUGAUCCACUGCCACUGGGUUGGGGUUCAUAUAUAAUAAUUUAAGUGAGUUUAGAAUAAACUAUAACGUUUGGACAAAUUGGCCGGGAAGUUUCAAUGAAUAAAUUGAUCUUUGUAUUGGUUUUGCUACAGGACCAGCUCCAGCUGGUUUUAUAUGAAUAAGAUUCUAGGUGGUGAGCCAAUACUUUUAAUUUAAAA
This is a messenger RNA of Dioscorea cayenensis subsp. rotundata (Guinea yam), 1378 nucleotides long. RefSeq names its product leucoanthocyanidin dioxygenase-like. The transcript has 2 exons. The record is from RefSeq and is a predicted model, not a curated record. Bases 79 to 1185 code for a protein of 368 amino acids. NCBI's taxonomy places the organism in Eukaryota, Viridiplantae, Streptophyta, Magnoliopsida, Dioscoreales, Dioscoreaceae.